Solanum stenotomum is the source of this 1056-nucleotide messenger RNA. RefSeq lists its product as uncharacterized. The transcript has 5 exons. NCBI's taxonomy places the organism in Eukaryota, Viridiplantae, Streptophyta, Magnoliopsida, Solanales, Solanaceae. The coding region runs from base 155 to 913 and encodes 252 amino acids. The record is from RefSeq and is a predicted model, not a curated record.
CGGUUAAUUAACAGAAAUUAAAACUGGAUUAUGCUAACAGCAAGUUAUCCAAGCAACACCACUGGUUUUUCUUGCUCAGAACCCUUCUGCUCAAACCUCCAAUCCAUUUUCUGUCCACACUAAAAAUCAUAUUUUUCCAUCUUAAGCCAACAACAUGGAAGGAAGUGAAAUUAUGGAGGAAAAAGAAGCAGGUAUUGGUCAGAAGAAGAAAAUAUUUGUUGCUGGUGCAACUGGGAAUACAGGGAAGAGGAUUGUUGAGCAGCUUUUGACUAAGGGUUUUGCUGUUAAAGCUGGGGUUCGUGAUGUUGACAAGGCUAAAUCUACCUUACCCGAAGGAAACCCUCUUCUUCAAAUUGUGAAAGCCGAUGUGACAGAGGGAUCAGCUAAACUAGCUGAUGCCAUUGGUGAUGAUUCUGAUGCGGUAAUAUGUGCUACAGGUUUCCAGCCUUCGUGGAACUUGUUGACACCUUGGAAGGUUGAUAAUUUUGGCACAGUGAACCUUGUGGAUGCAUGCCAAAAACUUGGUAUUAAUAGGUUCAUCCUUAUAAGUUCAAUUCUUGUCAAUGGGGCUGCAAUGGGUCAGUUGUUCAAUCCCGUCUAUAUAAUCCUUAACGUUAUGGGACUCGUAUUGGUAGCAAAGCUUCAAGCUGAGAGACACAUUCGUAAAUCUGGCAUCAACUACACAAUAAUUCGGCCUGGUGGGCUAAAAAACGAUCCUCCACAAGGAAAUAUAGUCAUGCAACCAGAGGAUACCCUUUUUCGAGGCUCAAUAUCUAGAGAUCAGGUAGCUGAAGUUGCAGUCGAGGCAUUGCUCCAUCCAGAAUCUCAUUACAAAGUCGUGGAGAUAGUGGCUAGUACAGAUGCCCCUAAACGUUCAUUCGAGGAACUCUUUGGUUCAAUAGAACAACAGUGACUUGUAAGCAUGCUACUUUUAUUCCAUCCACUAAAAUGUUUUUUUGAUAUAUACGAUACUCAACAUUUCUCUUGUGUAAAUGAUGAUGCUGUUGUGAUCUGAACUUGGUUCUUGCACCAAGUUCACAACACUACUCAAAAGAA